Molecule: messenger RNA, 3803 nt
Organism: Notothenia coriiceps (black rockcod)
Lineage: Eukaryota; Metazoa; Chordata; Actinopteri; Perciformes; Nototheniidae
Product: protein FAM73B-like
Exons: 4
Coding region: 13-519 (168 amino acids)
Biological process (GO): mitochondrial fusion
Source: RefSeq, a predicted model, not a curated record
CAGGUGGUGUGUAUGAACUUCUUUGACAUUGUGCUGGACUUCAUCCUGAUGGAUGCAUUUGAAGACCUGGAGAGCCCCCCCUCCUCUGUGGUGGCUGUGUUGAGGAACCGCUGGCUCUCUAACAGCUUUAAAGAAACGGCCCUAGCAACUGCUUGCUGGUCUGUGCUAAAAGCAAAAAGGCGUCUUCUAAUGGUUCCUGAUGGUUUUAUCUCCCACUUCUAUGCCAUAUCAGAACACGUGAGCCCAGUUUUGGCUUUUGGCUUUUUGGGACCAAGGCAACACCUAAGUGAAGUGUGCACUAUUUUCAAGCAACAAAUCGUGCAGUACCUGAAGGACAUGUUUGAUCAUGACAAGGUGCGCUUCACCUCCACUCAGUGUCUGGCCGAGGACCUCCUGAACCUUUCCCACCGCCGGAGUGAGAUUUUACUGGGGUAUCUGGGGAUAAACAGCCUUGUGGAGCUCAAUGGGGUCCUGCCCAGUGACACGGAGGAGUCUUCAGGGCCCAACUGUGAGAACUGAGUGCUUCACUGGGUUCAAACGGGCUAAUAGGUAAUGGAGCUCAUUCUGUAAUCAACACUGGAUUCAAUCAUUCAUUCAUCUGUGUUCAUCCAACACACCUUAAUGUGAGAGGAUUGCUCUCACAUUGACAGAUCAAUGGUAUGAGGGAGACCGGUUGGAUAAUAUGAUUCAGUCUCUCCCUCCUUAUCAGCUGCUGUGGUUCAAGGCGUUUCGUCCUCACGUAAUGUCAGAGGACUUGUCUCUGCCUUGUUUGGGGAGAUGAAUAUUUCCUGAAAACACCAGAAUGAAGCGCUCCCAACACAUAAAGACCAGGAGCUUCUGCUAAAUAAAUCCAUAUGGGUCGCCUCUGAGAACCAGUCGCUGCAUUAUGACCUCCCAUUCAUCGGACUUGUGGGAUAUCAUGGUCGUCUUUUUUUGUGAAAAGAAAUGGCGUGAGAGUCUGUCCACAAAUGUGCGUUUGUGUGUGUUUUAUAUUCAAGGGGGAAGGAUGUUUGCAAAAAAAGCGUGAUAAAUCCUAACAGGCUGGACCAGCUGACUACGUUUACAUGCACAAAAUAUUCCGUUUUUUUGCCCUUAUUUCGGAAAAAGUUAAUAUUCCUGGAGUGCCGUUGCAUAGCUAAUUUACAUGCAGCUGUCAGUUUAGGAUUGUUACAAAUUUUUCAAUUGAUGGCAGACACCAUUCAAAACAGAGCCUCCCUCUUUCAAUCCUUCAACCACCUUCUUGAAAAGAUGGGCGUUUUGAUUAUUUGCACAUAUUCAGUCAAACCUGUUGGUAUAUAAAGCUUUCAUCAUGUUUUAAAUAAAUGUUGAUUUUGAACCUGAAUAUCGACAUUUCCCAUGUCUUUGUGGGGGAAAAGCUACAUUCAAAUUAAGACCUAAUUGUAUUUACAUGAACCUUAUCCAAUUUGCUAUAUUAUUGUGUAUGUAAACGUUGUCACUGAUUGUCCUUGAAUCCCUCUUUAAAAAUACGUAUUUAUUCCAAUUUGGUUUCAUCUUGCAGGCUAAAGAUGUCACAUAUCCCAGGACUUUGCUGCAUGUAAGGACGUCAUGUCAAAAUGGUAACUUAAGUUGAAUCAUCCCAAAGUGUUAUUUUGACCCCAGAUCAAAACUGUCUUCUAAUGCAAAGGGGACAUAGCAGUGAUUCAGCUGUGAAACAAAAGGUUUAGUAAAGUGUUACCCUCAGAUUUUACAUGGCAAAAGAUGAAAUGAAUAUUUUUUCCUUUCUAGUGCCACAGAGACAUUCAAAUAAACGUCUAAUAACACAAUAGCAGUUGUGACAGGAUAUCUUUAUUGCCAGAAAGAAAAGUCCUCAAACACAUCCGUGAUCCUAGAAAACAAUGAGUGAAAUGAUAGCUUGAAAUCAAAAUUAGGACUUUGUGACUUUGUGAUGUGCUUGAAGAUUUAUUUUCUUAAAAUGUCAUAAUGGAAAUGCUUUUUAAUUGGUUGAAACACUUAAAUUGAUUUAAAAUGUGUGGGCCUGAAAUGUAGUUCCCUUUUUAAAAAGGUAUAUCAAGAACUAAAUCAAUGUUUUGAUUGUAAAAUGUGUAACAAUAGUUAUUCAUGCAUAAGGUUUUUCUUUAAGAUUGCUGGAUGUGAAAACGGGGAAGCAGAUUAUAAACCACUUUUACUGAGACUUAUUUUUCACUGCAAAUAUUUGGACUUGUCAUAGAAAGAAAAGCACUCGAUAACUAUAAGUUAAACCAGCCUUUAUUCAUUAACAUUGCAAAGAGGUUAUGUUUUUGAAUCCGCUUCAUUGACAGCAGGAUUACAACAACAACAACAACAACAACAACUGUUGGUCCAAUUGUUUGAAGUAACUUGGUUGGUGGUUAUCCCCCUUAUAUUUGUAUUAUUUACAUUAGUGCCUUUCCUUCUGUGACAGGUCAAAUUGUCCUCCAUGAUUACACCUUUAGAGACUUUGAAAAUACCCACAAAUCCCCCUUUUUAUAAUUGAUUAAGAGCACUUGGGCAUUCUCCAUUGCUAUACACAAUCUAAAAUGGACACACUAAAUGAAACCGUGCCAUAGUGCUAGUGAGGAUAUUGUUGUUUGUUGUAAAGUCCGACUGUAACCUAUAAGUGCACUGAUAUUAACCCUGACUUUGUUUUCUGUGAACAGAGACACUGAAGGGGCCAUAAGAUGCCAACAUGGAUCAUUACACUACUGUCAAAGCAGAUCUGUGAUAUGCAGCACACAGCAGAUUGUUUGUUUGAACUGUCAAAUACUAAAUGAUCUCAAUGGAAUGUGAUUCAAAAGGUUAUUUAUUGUUAUCUGCAGUAGAAGCACAGUAUGUAUGCUUAUGGUUGCCUGCGUGAAUGAUAAAAGGGAAGACGUUCCUGUCUGAAAAGAUAUAGUUUCACAGAUCUUUCAUUAGUUUAUCAUACAAAGUCUUUAUUCAAAAUCAUAUACAUGUGUGUUUUGUGGUCUUGAUCAUCCAAAUCCUGCUCUUGUUGCAACACGUCUUUGAAAUUCAGAUGUGAAGCUUUGUGUUAUGAUUCAUUUUGCACUUUGUCAGAAAAGCAGAAAGAUGCAGGAAUUUCCAACAACCUUUUUUUUUUCUAAUAAUCCCUUUGAGAGUUUAACUGUGCAAAUUGCAUUAUUUAUUGCAUCAUAGAACUGACACAUUAUUGAGCAUAAAUGCUGUAUAUUAGAGAAAAGAUCUUUCCCAUACAAUUUUACAAUGGAAAUGGUUUAUUGUGCUUACUUUCCAAAGUGUUGGUUUUAGUCUCCAUCUUUAAAAUAACCUUUGUUAUUUUGAUUUUGACGGCGUGUCAUCAUCCAAUCCAUUCUCCCAGGCUUUAGUCCUGCUAAUGUAUACUGUCACAUGUGGAACAUGCCAAUGCAGUUGCAGAAAGGAAAUGCUAAUAUUAGUCUUGUGUUCACAUUAUGGUCUGCAGAAAUGAAUACCCUGCAUGUUAACAGUGUAGAUUCUUUCAAAUGCAUCAAUCAUUGUAUCCCUGCAAGAUUUAGAGCCAGGCUAUUAUUUUACAAGCCCAUUUAUAACCGUCUAAUUGAACGUGAAAUAUUCAGGCUUGGACUCUCCUACUUAGUGUGUAUUCAUGAUUAUAGAGUUGAAUGAGGAUUUCAGAUGGCCAACAUGUGGAAAGAAUAUUUUUGUUCUCUUUCAAAAUUCACUGCUGUAUAUUAUAAGUGUCCUAUUCAUGCCUUUUGUCUUUUUCUAUUGUUACAUUACAAUGCCAGCACACUGUAAAUUGAUUUUGAUUCUCCAUGUUAAAUGUUAUUUUGUUAUUAAACAAUAUGUUUAUGAUGCCUUUUCCCAACUGA